This is a messenger RNA of Haliaeetus leucocephalus (bald eagle), 1264 nucleotides long. It is a transcript of the gene GEMIN6, whose product is annotated as gem (nuclear organelle) associated protein 6. Gene Ontology annotation, cellular component: nucleus; SMN complex. The record is from RefSeq and is a predicted model, not a curated record. Gene Ontology annotation, biological process: spliceosomal snRNP assembly; spliceosomal complex assembly. Lineage: Eukaryota; Metazoa; Chordata; Aves; Accipitriformes; Accipitridae. The transcript has 3 exons. Bases 119 to 622 code for a protein of 167 amino acids.
GUACGGCCCUGCACCUGAGGGACGUGCGCCCCCGCGGUCACGGAGCGCUCCGGCUCUGAGCGCUUCCCGGCCUCGGCAGCCUCGGCCGCCGUGCUCCACGGUUCUGGACGUAGGCAAUAUGAAUGACUGGCAGAGGAAGAGCCCUCUAGACUGGGAAACGUACGUGAACAAAAUGGUGAAAGUUGCUGCAAUUGAGAAACAUGAGUAUGAAGGAUGGGUCUUAACAGUCGAUCCAGUUUCUGCCAGUAUUGUCCUUGCAACAUUCCUGGAGAAUGAAAAAGUGUCCAUAUCCAUUGUCUUGGGCCAUGCUGUCCAGGAGGUUGAAAUACUGAAAGAAGGGGACGAUGAAAUGAAGCAACGGCUUUCCUGCAUAUUUGCACCUGAAGAAAGCAAAGCCUACAGCCCAGAGGAACUUGAAAAGAGGAAGAACAACUUGAAGACUUGGCUAGAAACAAACCACAUCCCUGUAACAGAGCAAGGUGAAUCGGGAAGAACGCUAUGUGUGGCGGGGGUAUUAACUAUUGACCCACCAUACGGCCCAGAAGAGUGCAGCAGCUCCAAUGAGAUUAUUCUUUCUCGGGUUCAAGGCUUGAUACAGGGCUAUCUUGAAAAACAAGGGUGAUGUCUGCUGUUUAAAGCAGUUGUCUUUAGAAAUGGGUCUACCCACCCUAUUUUAGGAACUGUCCUGGGUAUCAAUAUUCACUAUUUGCAAAAAAUGCUGGGUUUAGGUCCUUUUGUCUGAUUUUUUAUACGUUAAGAAAAGGAUAAAACAAGCAGUAUAAACUGAAAGCACGAAGCGUUUUCCAUGCACUACUUUAUUAAAAGCAAGCCAUUGAAUAAUGAUGAUGUAUUAAACUGAUAUGUCUGUUUACUGUAUCAGUAUUAAGCUGAUACAUCAGUUAAAUAAGUAUUUUCUGUAACGGUAUUGCGAAAGAUGAUAUAUGAUAGAUUUAAACUGUGUUUUCCUCUGCCUUCAAAAUUAAUUAUCUAGUGGUGUAGGCAUGUUUGAACUGCUUCCCAGUUUUUUUGGUUUUUUUUUUUUUUUUCAGAAAGAGGAUUGUGACACUUGGACUUCCCAAACCAGGUGAAAAAUCUGUUGAGAAAGCUUUUUUUUUUUUUUUUUUUUUUUUUUUUUUUCCCCCCGGUUUUAAAAACAUUUCCUGUCUAUAUUUGUUAUUUUAGAGCAGCAGUGGUUGGCAGACCCUUGUUCCUUAGAAAGAGAAUUUCUUGCAGUUCAGUAAGUUUGUGUUUCUUAAUGCUUUGU